CAGUUUUUUCUGAGUAUAAAUAUCACUACAGAAGUCCAGUGAGCUUCAGACUUCAGUUGAAGACUUUAGCAGAAGAUUUCAUCUCUGAACUUCCCACAGACACACAGAGACUCCAGAGUCCCAGUGUUCUCUGAGAAACGAUGGCGGUCUGGACUGUCUAUCUGUCUCUCUGUCUUCUGGUCGCUUUGAAUGCUUCAGUGGAAACGCUUCCUGUUGGAGGUAAACCUUGUAGCGCCUGUGCUUCAGGAUGGUCUGCCUAUGGAUGCAGAUGCUUCAAGUUUUUCAAUAAGUAUAAAACAUGGUCUGUAGCCGAGAAUCUGUGUUUGUCCUAUGGUGGGAACCUUGCUUCUAUACACAGCCAUGAUGAGUACAUUUUCAUACAGAACCUGAUUAGACGCGAAACUCAUGCAACAACACGUACCUGGAUCGGAGGCCGUUAUGCUGAGGGACAUUGGCUCUGGAGUGAUGGAACCGAAAUGACCUAUCAAAUAUGGUCGCCUGGAGAACCCAAUGACCAUAUUUAUGAGCUCUGCGUUGAGAUGAACUCUUUCCAUGGCAACUGGAAUGAUGUGAAAUGUCAUUACAACAGGCCCUAUGUGUGUGUGAAAUGAACCAGCAUGUGAAGAAUCAAUGUAGAAGAAACAAGCUUCUUUGAUUCAUUUACUUUCCAUUAGAAGUGUUUAAUGGAGGCUAAUAAAUGUGUUAAACAGUUUAA
Messenger RNA from Megalobrama amblycephala (Wuchang bream), 715 nucleotides. RefSeq names its product galactose-specific lectin nattectin-like. The record is from RefSeq and is a predicted model, not a curated record. The coding region runs from base 141 to 611 and encodes 156 amino acids. The transcript has 7 exons. NCBI's taxonomy places the organism in Eukaryota, Metazoa, Chordata, Actinopteri, Cypriniformes, Xenocyprididae.